Caenorhabditis briggsae is the source of this 828-nucleotide messenger RNA. The coding region runs from base 1 to 828 and encodes 275 amino acids. The transcript has 3 exons. The record is from RefSeq and is a predicted model, not a curated record. NCBI's taxonomy places the organism in Eukaryota, Metazoa, Nematoda, Chromadorea, Rhabditida, Rhabditidae.
AUGGGUCAAAAAAGUUCCAAGACUUCUAGAAAAUCUAAAAAUGCAUCUCAAGUAAAUAAGGAUGCAUGUCCUGAGUCUUCAGCUGCUGAUGGCUACGAAAACGAAUCGUUUGAUAGAAUGUUAUAUGAACAGAAUUCACGAUAUGCAAAGGAACUUGAAAUAGUCAAAGCUGAAAGGAAAAGAAAGCAGGAAAGAUUUGAAGCUGAACUUCGGAAAAUGAAAGAGGAGUCUAGAAAGAGAAUCGAGAUUCUAUUGAAAUGCAUUAUGGCGAGACAUCGAUUUGAGGAGCAGGAACAAAAUUGGAAGGACUGGAUAUUGGGUUGCAGGCAAAACAUUGUGCUGCUUCUGAGGCGCUGGAUGGAUUUUGUUGAGGAACAUGAAGACUGGCCGCGGAUUGAAAAAACAGAUCAUCAAGAGUUUUUGAGAGAAUCGAGUUAUCUUUCCGGGUGCACCAUGAUAACCUACAACGCAAUGCAAUACGAUUUCGAGUUCUUGGAAGAGAUUCAGGAAAAAUUUCCAGGCGCUUCAUUUGUUAAAGUUCUGAAGGUACGGGGUUUUACUUUUUUGGUUCUGUUUCUGACUGCAAACUUUCAGAAAUGUCUUGUUGAUUGUGGUCAGCUGUUACUGGAUAUCUACAGUACUAUCCAGAGUUUGAAGCUCGAAAAAUCAAAGAUUGAAUUACUGAGGAAUCAAUUUGGAAAGCUUAAACCUGAUUUGAUCUACUCUACGUCUCAACUUCGAAAAAUUAGCAUGGAUCCGGACUUCGAAAAAAACUAUGAAAUUGCAAAGUUCCCAAAUAUCCCCCAAACUACUCCCCACGAGCUGUAA